GUAACUGAUGCCUUCGGGAAAAGGACAAUCAAUCAGAAAUCUUCCAUGUGUUGUAAUUCAGAUUUAUGUAACAUAGGACUUGCUUGUCCUGCAGGCAAAUAUGGCAGAACCUGUAUGUCUAACUGUGGACAUUGUAUAAAUAGAACUUGUGAUGGUAUGAGUGGCGCAUGUGUAAAUGGGUGCACUUCAGGAUGGACAGGAAGCAACUGUACCCAACCAUGUGCAGCAGGAACGUUUGGAAACAAAUGUAGCUAUAAUUGCGGUCAUUGCAGAAACGGGGGAACAUGUAAUUCUAUUGACGGCACUUGUACCCAUGGUUGCUCAGCAGGGUGGACAGGAAGUUUAUGCAAACAAAAUUGCACAUCGGGUAAAUUUGGAAUGAGAUGUGACAGUGACUGUGGACAUUGUAAAGACGGAAUGACGUGUGAUUUUAUAAACGGAACCUGUCCCAAUGGCUGUUCACCUGGUUGGAUUGGGGCUACAUGCAGUUCAC
This is a messenger RNA of Saccostrea cuccullata (small rock oyster), 493 nucleotides long. Its product is annotated as scavenger receptor class F member 1-like. The annotation marks the transcript as partial. The transcript has 4 exons. Lineage: Eukaryota; Metazoa; Mollusca; Bivalvia; Ostreida; Ostreidae. Gene Ontology annotation, molecular function: scavenger receptor activity. The record is from RefSeq and is a predicted model, not a curated record.